GGGAGGGGGAAGCUUUCUGGCGCGGACCGCGAGCGGAGGCUGAGAGCGCCGCCGCCGGAGAAGACCGACCCUCGGCCAGAGCCAGCCUGCGGCGCCCGGGCCUGGCUGGCUGCUUCCCGCCUCAGCCGCUUCUCCGGCUCCCGCCGCCGCAGACACUGUCCAAGAGGGUGCGGCAGAACGCGAGGUCCUACGGCCCAGCCCGGUCCGGUGCGGCCCGGAUCCGUGGCACGGGAGGACCCUACUGUGGACAUGAGUCGGUAAUGCCCACUGAGGACUUCUGGGAGCCAUGUCAGACGAAUCCGCCUCAGGGAGCGAUCCAGACCUGGACCCGGACGUGGAGCUGGAGGAUGAGGAAGAGGAGGAGGAGGAGGAGGAGGAGGUGGCAGUGGAGGAGCAUGACAGGGAUGACGAGGAAGGCCUGCUGGAUGACACAUCCCUGGAAGGCAUGUGUGGCACUGAGCAUGCCCAGCUGGGGGAAGAUGGGCAGCGGCCGCCGCGGUGCACUUCAACUACCUCAUCUCAGUCUGAGCCUUCAGAGCAGCUUAGGCACCAAGGCAAGAUCCUAGCAUCCGAGGACCCCAAAAAGAAGCGAGCUCAGAAGCCCUCUCACAUGAGAAGAAACAUACGAAAGCUACUCCGGGAGGAUCAGUUGGAGCCCGUAACCAAAGCAGCACAGCAGGAAGAAUUGGAAAGAAGAAAGCGCCUGGAGCAGCAGAGGAAAGAAUAUGCAGCCCCCAUUCCUACUGUCCCUUUGGAGUUCCUACCUGAGGAAAUUGUCUUACGAGCUAGUGAUGGUCCCCAACUCCCACCUCGGGUCUUAGCCCAGGAAGUCAUUUGUUUGGACAGUAGCAGUGGCAGUGAGGAUGAAAAGAGUAGUCGAGACGAGGUAAUUGAGCUGAGUUCUGGAGAGGAGGAUACGCUGCACAUCGUGGACAGCAGUGAGUCUGUCAGCGAGGAGGACGAGGAAGAGGAGAAGGGUGGCACCCAUGUGAAUGACGCCUUAAACCAGCAUGAUGCUCUCGGGCGGGUCCUUGUCAACCUGAAUCACCCUCCAGAGGAGGAGAAUGUCUUCCUGGCCCCCCAGUUGGCACGGGCUGUGAAACCUCAUCAGAUUGGUGGGAUCCGGUUCCUAUAUGAUAACCUAGUGGAGUCCUUAGAAAGGUUUAAGACCAGUAGUGGCUUUGGCUGUAUCCUGGCCCAUAGCAUGGGCCUGGGGAAAACUCUGCAAGUGAUCUCCUUCAUUGAUGUCCUUUUCCGCCAUACGCCAGCCAAAACAGUCCUUGCCAUUGUGCCGGUGAACACUCUUCAGAAUUGGUUGGCAGAGUUCAACAUGUGGCUCCCGGCUCCUGAAGCCCUCCCAGCCGACAGCAAGCCUGAAGAAGUCCAGCCUCGGUUCUUUAAAGUUCAUAUCUUGAAUGAUGAACACAAGACGGUGGCAUCCCGUGCUAAAGUGACGGCUGAUUGGGUUUCAGAGGGUGGAGUGCUACUGAUGGGGUAUGAGAUGUACAGACUACUCACACUGAAGAAGUCCUUAGCCACAAGUAGGCCGAAGAAAACCAAGAAACGCUCUCAUCCCGUCAUCAUUGAUCUGGAUGAAGAAGACCGGCAGCAGGAGUUCCGGAGAGAGUUUGAGAAGGCCUUAUGCCGCCCUGGUCCUGAUGUGGUGAUCUGUGACGAGGGACACCGCAUCAAAAAUUGCCAAGCCAGCACCUCACAGGCUCUGAAGAACAUACGUUCUCGUCGGCGGGUAGUGCUGACUGGCUACCCUCUACAGAACAACCUCAUUGAGUACUGGUGCAUGGUGGACUUUGUGCGCCCAGAUUUCCUUGGUACUCGUCAGGAGUUUAGCAACAUGUUUGAACGCCCUAUCCUAAACGGACAGUGUAUUGACAGCACACCUCAGGAUGUCCGCCUCAUGCGCUACCGGAGCCAUGUUUUGCACAGCCUCCUGGAGGGCUUUGUGCAGAGGAGAGGCCACACUGUGUUGAAGAUUCACCUCCCUGCCAAAGAAGAGAAUGUGAUCCUGGUGCGGCUUUCUCAGAUCCAGCGAGAUUUGUACACACAAUUCAUGGACCGUUUCCGGGAUUGUGGUACCAGUGGCUGGUUAGGGCUGAAUCCUCUGAAGGCUUUCUGUGUAUGCUGCAAGAUCUGGAACCAUCCUGAUGUGCUGUAUGAAGCCCUUCAGAAGGAAAACCUAGCCAAUGAGCAAGACCUAGAUGUGGAAGAACUUGGCUCAGCGGGGACCAGUGCCCGCUGCCCACCACAUGGCACAAAAGUCAAGGGAGAAGAUAGUGCCUUGCCUUCCUCAAUGGGAGAAGCAACCAACAGCAAGUUCCUACAGGGAGUUGGCUUUAACCCUUUCCAGGAACGGGGCAAUAACAUUGUUACAUAUGAGUGGGCCAAGGAGCUUCUGACUAAUUAUCAGACUGGAGUCCUGGAGAACUCUCCCAAGAUGGUACUGCUUUUCCACCUGAUUGAAGAAAGCGUGAAGCUCGGGGACAAGAUUCUUGUAUUUAGCCAGAGCCUUUCUACCUUGGCUCUCAUCGAGGAGUUCCUAGGGAAACGAGACAUGCCUUGUCUGCCUGGUGCCGAGGGGCAAGGAACACAGAAGUGGGUUCGAAAUGUCAGCUACUUCCGGCUAGAUGGUAGCACCCCUGCCUUUGAGAGGGAGCGGCUCAUUAAUCAGUUCAAUGAUCCCAGCAACCUCACCACCUGGCUGUUCCUUCUCUCCACAAGGGCCGGAUGCUUGGGGGUGAAUCUGAUUGGUGCCAAUCGAGUGGUGGUAUUCGAUGCUUCCUGGAACCCUUGCCAUGAUGCCCAGGCAGUAUGUCGGGUAUACCGUUAUGGCCAGAAAAAGCCCUGUCACAUCUAUCGACUCGUGGCUGAUUAUACUCUUGAGAAGAAGAUAUAUGACCGGCAGAUUUCCAAGCAGGGCAUGUCAGAUCGGGUAGUGGAUGAUCUAAAUCCAAUGCUGAACUUCACCCGGAAGGAAGUGGAAAACCUGCUGCACUUUGUUGAGAAGGAGCCAGCUCCCCAAACAUCUUUGGAUAUAAAGGGGAUCAAGGAGUCAGUCUUGCAACUUGCCUGCCUGAAGUACCCUCACCUCAUCACCAAGGAGCCUUUUGAGCACGAGUCAUUGCUCCUCAACCGAAAAGAUCACAAGCUGACCAAAGCUGAGAAGAAAGCAGCAAAGAAAAGCUAUGAGGAGGACAAACGCACAUCAGUACCCUAUACCCGCCCAUCAUAUGCACAGUAUUACCCUGCCAGCGACCAGAGCCUGACCAGCAUCCCUGCCUUCAGUCAGAGGAACUGGCAGCCAACACUGAAGGGUGAUGAAAAGCCUGUGGCCAGCGUUCGUCCUGUACAGUCCACCCCCAUUCCCAUGAUGCCCCGGCAUGUCCCACUCAGUGGUGGUGUAAGCUCUGCCUCCAGCACAAAUACAUCCAUGAACUUCCCUAUCAACUACUUGCAGCGGGCAGGAGUCCUUGUGCAGAAAGUGGUUACCACGACAGAUAUUGUUAUCCCUGGACUCAACAGCUCCACAGAUGUUCAGGCAAGAAUCAAUGCUGGUGAGAGCAUCCACAUCAUCCGAGGGACGAAAGGGACAUACAUCCGCACCAGUGAUGGACGCAUCUUUGCUGUCCGGGCGACCGGCAAACCAAAGGCCCCUGAAGAUGGUCGGAUGGCUGCCUCAGGUUCCCAGGGGCCUUCUCUUGCGUCCACAAGCAAUGGCAGACAUAGUGCCUCAUCACCCAAAGCCCCUGACCCCGAGGGGCUGGCCCGGCCGGUCUCUCCUGACAGCCCAGAAAUCAUCAGUGAACUCCAGCAGUAUGCAGAUGUGGCCGCUGCUCGGGAAUCCCGGCAGAGCUCCCCAAGCGUCAGUGCUGCCCUGCCUGGGCCCCCGGGCCAGCUUAUGGACAACAGCACCAUUCCUGGGACAGCUCUUGGAACUGAGCCAUGCCUUGGGGGUCAUUGCCUCAAUAGUUCCCUCUUGGUGACUGGCCAGCCCAGUGGUGGCAGGCACCCAGUGCUGGACUUAAGGGGCCAUAAGCGAAAGUUGGCUACUCCGUCUGUCACCCAGGAAUCAGUCCGUCGACGGUCCAGGAAGGGCCAUCUGCCAGCCCCCGUGCAGCCCUAUGAACAUGGGUAUCCAGUCUCUGGCGGGUUUGCAAUGCCGCCUGUCUCCUUAAAUCAUAACCUCACCACCCCCUUCACCUCCCAGGCUGGGGAGAAUUCCCUAUUUAUGGGCAGUAAUCCCUCCUACUACCAGCUGUCCAAUUUGCUGGCAGAUGCCCGCCUGGUGUUUCCAGUGACUACUGACCCUCUGGUGCCAGCAGGCCCUGUCAGUUCCUCUUCCACGGCUACCUCAGUCACUGCCAGCAACCCCUCCUUCAUGCUCAACCCCUCCGUGCCAGGGAUGCUACCCAGCUAUUCACUCCCAUUCUCACAGCCACUCCUGUCCGAGCCCAGGAUGUUUGCGCCUUUCCCUUCCCCCGGCUUGCCCAGCAACCUUUCUCGGGGCGUGUCUGUCUACCCAGGCUAUAUGUCCCCACAUGCAGGCUACCCAGCUGGUGGCCUCCUCCGGUCCCAGGUGCCUCCAUUUGACUCGCAUGAGGUGGCGGAGGUGGGGUUCAGCUCCAAUGAUGAUGAGGAUAAAGAUGAUGAUGUGAUAGAGGUCACUGGGAAGUAGCUAGGAAGCCCCUGCCACCUCACUUGGGGCCCCUAGGAGGUUGCCCACCAAACUGGAAGGCAAUGAAUCUGGUCUUUCUGAAAAUAGGGUACUUGGAGGGAAAAGAAGACAAAGGAGAGUGGUUGGCCAUAAUGGCAGGCUCUAUUGCUGUUCAUUAGAAGAAAAAAGAAAAGACCCCAGAAACUCCACAGAGCUGUAAUAGUGGGAAAUCAGGGACCGAAAACAGGGAUGGGGUGUGUGGCAGCCUGCCCUUCCUUCCUGUCUUUCUUCUGCUGUCUGCUUAGAUGCCCAUUUGAGUGUAGAAGCGCAUAUCCCAUUCUGCCUUUGGGAACGUCUCUCCCAAGAAAUCUGCCUGAGUUACUUAGUUUGGCCUGAGGGUGGAAGAAGACUGAGGGCGGGCAUGGGGAGCAGAUUCCACAGGGAGGGUAUCUCUUAGGAGGUGGGAAGGAAGUGAACCAGGCCGUGUGUGUGUGUGUGUGUGUGUGUGUGUGUGUGUGUGUGUGUGUGUGUGUGUGUGUGUGUGUGUACUCAUGCAUGAAAGAGAGAACAUGUAUGUAGCAGAACAAGGGUGAAAGUGGGAGGGCAGGGAAGGGAAAAACUAAGAGUAAACUAAAAAGAAAUGAAUUGAUCUUUUUUGAAGUGUCAGUCAGAGUGUGAGGGUUUAUGGCUACUGAGUUAGACAUCACAGUGAGUCCAGGAGAAGAGCAUGGAAGCCAGUUUCCUUCUAGCUAGGUGAAGAGAAGGCUGGCCUAACUUAAGUCCCACAUUGGUUUUUUAAGUUGGGGAAAAUCAUGAGAAAGUGAGUGUUUCCGAUCUCUUAUUCUCUCCACAGUGGCCAUCUCUGAGCAGAUGUCCCUUUCCACGUGGGCACAAAGUGCACUGCAGUGUGAGGGUGAGGUGGCGUUGUGGCUGGAAAAGAUGUGCUUCACCGGGACAGGACUGAACCCCUUCAGCUGCCUGUCUUGGUGGCCUUUCCUCUUCUUUCCCUCCCCAUUAGAAAGCUCCAUGUUAAUUUAUUUCUUAUGGACAAUUAUUUAUUAUUUUCAUUUGGGGACAAGGGUGGUGGGUGGAGGUUAUAAAGAAGAUAGCAGAUAGUAAAGGAAGUUCUUAAAUAUUCCAGACCCCCAGCUGCUGGUCAAAAACAGAAAGGGAGAGAAGGGUCCGAGGCAGAUGGUGAAUUAAUUGACCAUGGAAAGAGAAUUAGAAUUAACCAAAAGUUCGAUUAAACAGCUAUGUUGUGGGGAGAUGGCCUCUCAGGAAAAUCAGGGUGCCCUGAGACUGGCUAGUUGGGGGUGGUGAGACUCAUUCCAUAGAAACUGAAACUUGGGAUCAUGGACUUUGCUACUGGGAAGUAAGUAACCUCCACAUUUGGAACUAUUGUCCUCUGAUGAUUUCACAGGCCAGUUCUCUGCUGAAAAGUGAAGCUGUGGGUAGGUAGCCUGGGUUGAGGUAAUAGACUGUUGAUUUUGAGUUGGGGCUUGUCUUGGCCUCCCUAGCAUUUCAGGUGAUCAGUAUGGGCCUGGUUUCUGGUCCCUCCAUUUCUCUAAGUAUCACAGGGAAGCCCUUCCUCUGUAGGAGUCUUACGUCUGGCUUUUUUUUUUUUUUUAAAGAGUACGAACACGAGUCAUUCUGGUCUCCCUUCCUUUGUUUCAAAUACCACGGCAGGGGUGUCUAGUGCUUAAACAUAAACACUGGCUGUUUUCUAUUACUGGUGUGUCCUGCGUCCUAUAGCCCUCUGUCUCCCAAGCUUUUCCAUGCAGCCCUUUGAUUAAUAACUCCUGUCUGGCUUUACCUCCUUCCCUUGGCUCCAACCUGGUUGGGCAAUGGCUAGAUCUGCCUCCUAGUCCAAAAGUAUCUUAAGCACUGCCUGUGACUCUUGACUAGCGACUUCUCAUUGUUAGGGGGAAAGGAGGGAGCUUAAAGGCAGACACUGGGAUUGUCCCAGAGACAAGGAGAGAGAUGGUUGAUGGGGUGUGUGUACUGUCCAGUAACACCAAAGUGGACUUGUGCUUUCUCUGUUUUCAUGUGCACCCUGUCAGACUUAACUCUUCUACUCAUAGAAGCCUUAGAUCUACAAUUUAGCUAUGCAAAUUAUCUGUAACAAUUUAAAAAUAGCAGUUUCAACCAGUGCUUUCUCAGUCAAAUGUAGUCCAAGAAUCGAUAGUCAAGGCAUUUAAUUGGCGUGGGUUCUGAGGUUGGGGCUGGUACAGUGGGAGCGAGCGAGUCCAGAUCUCUAUAACUUGUAGAACGCAUUCAGAGCUUGGGUUACAUGGAUGUCCCUCAGACCUCGGAACACUGAGCUCCCAGAGUUGUCUCUGUUACAUGGACUCCUCUCAGACAUUGGAAUACUGAGUUCCCAGAGUUGUAUGUCUGUGUGUAUGCCCUGCUAGCCAGGAAGAGGGCUGUUUCUGUGUUCACAAAUAGUAAAUUAGUAGAAACAAUUUCAGUAGGGAACUGGAACUGGUUUUUAAGCAGCCAGGAAGUAAAUGGGAAUUCUGAGAGGAACACGUGACUGCUGUACACUCCAGCAGUCAUCCUGGGCUUGGAGCGUACUUCAUCUUUGCAGCAGCCAUAACUCUAGACAGGCCUCCUGGCUAAAGGUUUCUCUGUGAUAACAUGCAGCUUAUGUUGUAUAAGGGUGGGGGUGAGAUCAUAGGAGAUUGAAUUGCUUACUAGCUCCAUGGGCUUUGGCAACUCCCCUCCCUCCAACAACCCUAAAUAUCCUGCUUUUCAAAUGGACUUAUGGGGAAGUGUGCAUGCGCACCAAGCAUGAGCAUGUGCUGAGGGAAGCAGGAACCUCACAAUCUAUUGUGCUUAGAUUGGAAACCCGAGGUGGUAGUGGGUAUACCAGCUAUGCUUGUAAUCCUAGCCCUCAAGAAACUGAAGCAGGAAGACCAUUUUGGGCUAUGUAUACAGUGAGACCAUGUCUUUCAUGGAAUGUUUUAAGGGUCUCAAGAAGCCCAGUCACUCUGGUGUAUUCUAAAUCCCUGUUCUCUUUAACACUACUAAAUGAUGCAGAUACUUGCUACCUUAGGUCUGCUGUGUCCCCUCUGGGAGGGAUGGGGUAGCUAUUGAAGAAAGUAAGUGAACCACAUUAGGUCAGAGCCUUCUUAAUGGCUUAUCUCUUUAGUCCUUACCCCUUGAGUAACGCUACUUAAGUAUCUGUAUUCCUGGCUUAAAGAUUUUGUCUGGAACUCUUGUAGGAAUUAAUGUGUGGAUCAUAUAUUUAUAACUUACAACUAAAACUGAAGUUUCCCACUCUGGGAGCGUGAAGCAAGGAGCUGGGGUCUGUUUUGCUGAUUAGUUGAAACAGAAGAUCAACCAUAGAGGUGGGACUGCAAGUCGCAGGCAGUCAGUAUCUUUAGGUGUGACAUCCAUGGCUCUGGAACUGAGUCCUUGUCUACAGGGGAAGGUUUUUCUGGGGCGUUACAUUCCUUGUUCCUACACAGACCUUUUGUUUCCCACUUCCCUUUGCUUUCCACAUGCCCAGGUCUGAACCAUGGUUUUCUGUGCACUCUCAGCUAGGUUGCUCUUUCCCAGUAUUACUGCUGGGAGAAGUCCCCUUCCCCGAGGAUGACUUUCUGGCUCCACUGCUGACUAGUUCCCAGGAAAUCAGCACCUUAAACGGCCAAUCUGCCAAGUGCUGACCUGCCCACUGCUCACCUUCAGACCCUUCUGCCCCUGUGUAUCCAAAUCGGUGUAAUCCCUCAACGUCUGUUCUGUGCCACUAGCUUGGCUUUAAGCCGUUUAUGAAUACGUGAGUCCUAUGAUGAUGAACUAAUACGCAGGCAGUGUCCACCCUCUUUGCUUUUCAGGGACCCAAGUCUGCGCCUUUCCCCUGCCAUGAGUCUGUUUGCUAUAGUCAUCUAGUGUGCUGGGGAGAGAGAGCCAGGCAGGCUGCAUAGUAAUCUACAAUGUAGAGGGCUGAGGGAGGUUUGGGCACUCUCUACUACCACUACUAGGAUGAUAUUCAGACAAGAGAGGACCUCAUACUGUGACCUGAACCCAGGACCCUCCCUGGAAGAGAGCUCAGCCCAGCUGUGUUUGAGUGAAUGUGUGUAUGUGUUUGCAUGUGUGUGCUCAUGUGCACUGUGGUGUAAAAUGACUGUUAUCUGGUUGUAACUCAGGGCAGGCUGGGGACUCACCAGAAGAUUCCUUCAGGCCUGCCCGAAACAGAUUUUUUUCCUUGUACCCUCUUCAGAGGGAUCAGAGAGAGGGUCCAGGUGGGUUGAAGGGGUUGCAACAGAUAACCACUAAGGCCACACUGCUGCCAGAGGAGUUGGGGGGGAGGGGGAGGGAGAUGAGGCUGCCCCAAGGCUCUGGUACCUGGCUUUAGUUUUCUGUCUUCUUUCCUCAGGAUGCCCCUGAGGCCCAGGACCUGUGCCUGGCUUAGAGGACCAUCUGUGGCUGGGUGGUCCAGCUGCUGGUGUGAUCAUGGGCUUCCCUCCUCUCUCAGCAGGGCAGACACGUCUGCUCCAGGGACUGGGCGACUGGCUGUUUCUAUGACGUAUUUAUUUUUACUUGUGUUUCAUGUCACUUUUUUAAAAAAAAAAAGCAAACAGAACAAUUGUAAGUCAGUAUAACUGCCUAUCAGUUUUCUUUAUUUCUCUUUUUGUAAAAUAAAGUUUAAACUCAA
Messenger RNA from Mus musculus (house mouse), 9326 nucleotides. It is a transcript of the gene Rad54l2, whose product is annotated as RAD54 like 2 (S. cerevisiae). The transcript is spliced from 22 exons. Gene Ontology annotation, molecular function: catalytic activity; ATP hydrolysis activity; ATP binding. Gene Ontology annotation, cellular component: chromosome; nucleus. The record is from RefSeq and is marked validated. NCBI's taxonomy places the organism in Eukaryota, Metazoa, Chordata, Mammalia, Rodentia, Muridae. Bases 287 to 4690 code for a protein of 1467 amino acids.